AUGUCUGACACUCACAGCAGCCCGCUCCUGGCAGAGCCUCUCUCCAGCAGAUACAAACUCUAUGAGUCAGAGUUUACCAGCCCUAGCUGGCCUUCCAGCCCCCAGGAUACACACCCAGCCCUGCCCCUCCUGGAAAUGUUUGAAGAAAAGGAUCUCCAAUCUUCUAAAGAAGAGAGCCACGUGGUGAAAAUUGAAAACCCCAAUGAACGGAGUAAAAAGAGUGAGAGGGGGGUAGCCCACGGGGGCGCCGCCGGCCAGACGCACUGCAGCCUCCUCCGAGCAGUGGGCUUCCUCACGGGCGAGAUGAAGGAGUACAGGAACUGGCUGAAAGAUAAGCCAUUGGCCCUCCAGUUCAUAGACUGGGUCCUGAGGGGGACUGCUCAGGUGAUGUUUGUCAACAACCCUCUCAGCGGGAUCAUCAUCCUCAUAGGGCUUCUGAUCCAGAAUCCCUGGUGGACAAUUGCUGGGGGCCUGGGAACAGUGGUCUCUACCUUAACUGCCCUCAUCUUGAGCCAAGACAGGUCCGCCAUCGCCUCGGGACUGCACGGGUACAAUGGGACGCUGGUGGGACUACUGAUGACCGUGUUCUCCAACAAGUCAGACUACUACUGGUGGCUUCUGUUGCCUGUGACCUUCACAGCCAUGGCCUGCCCAGUUCUUUCUAGUGCCUUGAAUUCCAUCCUCAGCAAGUGGGACCUCCCGGUCUUCACGCUGCCCUUCAACAUUGCGGUGACCCUGUACCUGGCAGCCACAGGCCACUACAACCUCUUCCUCCCCACGACACUGGUGCAGCCUGUGUCUUCAGUGCCCAAUAUCACCUGGACGGAGAUUGAAGUGCCCUUGCUGCUACAAGCCAUCCCCACCGGGGUCGGCCAGGUGUACGGCUGUGACAAUCCCUGGACGGGUGGCAUGUUCCUGGUGGCUCUGCUCGUCUGCUCACCACUCAUGUGCUUGCAUGCGGCCAUUGGCUCAGUCGUGGGGAUGCUAGCAGCCCUGACAGUGGCCACGCCCUUCAAGAUGAUCUACACGGGCCUCUGGAGCUACAACUGCGUCCUCUCCUGCAUCGCCAUCGGCGGCAUGUUCUAUGCCCUUACCUGGCAGACGCACCUGCUGGCCCUUGUCUGCGCCCUGUUCUGUGCGUACCUGGAAGCAGCCCUCUCCAACAUGAUGGCGGUGGUUGGUGUGCCACCAGGCACCUGGGCCUUCUGCCUCUCCACCCUCAUCUUCCUGCUCCUGACAACCAACAGCCCCGCCAUCUACAAGCUCCCACUCAGCAAAGUCACCUACCCAGAGGCCAACCGCAUCUAUUACCUGACAGUAAAAAGCAGUGAAGAAGAGAAGUCUCUCAGCGGUGGUGGUGGGGAGCAGCCAGCCACGACAAGCUCCAGGGCCGAUGAGGGCUCAGAGGCUGUGCUUCCUAAGCCCAGGAGCGUGUUCCACAUCGAGUGGUCAACCAUUCGGAGAAGAAGCAAAGUGUUUGGGAAAGCUGAACACCAGGAGAGACAAACAAAAGACCCUUUUCCCUAUCAAUACCAGAAGCCCACGGUCGAGUUGCUGGAUCUGGACACCAUGGAGGAGAGCUGUGAGAUAAAGGCGGAAACGGGCAUCUCCAGGACUUCCUGGAUUCGAAGCUCCAUGGCCGCCAGCAGGAAAAAGAUCAGCGAAGCCCUCUGUUACAUCACAGGAGAGAUGAAGGAGUGUGGAGAGGGCCUUAAAGACAAAUCCCCGGUGUUCCACUUCCUCGAUUGGGUCCUCCGGGGCAUGUCCCAGGUGAUGUUUGUGAAUAACUCCCUCAGUGGCGUCCUGAUCGUCCUUGGCCUCUUCGUCCAGAACCCCUGGUGGGCCAUCUCGGGCUGCUUGGGCACCAUCAUGUCUACUCUGACAGCCCUCGUCCUGAGUCAAGACAAGUCGGCCAUCACGGCAGGGCUUCAUGGCUACAACGGGGUGCUGGUGGGGCUGCUGAUGGCCGUGCACUCUGACAAAGGCGACUAUUACUGGUGGCUUUUGCUCCCGGUCAUCAUUAUGUCCAUGUUUUGCCCCAUCCUCUCCAGUGCCCUGGGCACCAUCUUCAGCAAGUGGGACCUCCCGGUCUUCACGCUGCCCUUCAACAUCAUGAUGACCUUGUACCUGGCGGCCACGGGCCACUACAACCUCUUCUUCCCCACGACGCUGCUGAAGCCUGCAUCCUCCAUGCCGAACAUCACAUGGUCGGAGGUCCAGGUGCCCUUGCUUUUGAGAGCCAUCCCUGUUGGAAUCGGCCAAGUGUAUGGCUGUGAUAACCCCUGGACUGGAGGCAUUUUCCUCAUCGCUUUGUUCAUAUCUUCGCCUCUUAUUUGUUUGCAUGCUGCGAUUGGAUCCACCGUGGGGAUGUUAGCAGCGCUCACCAUCGCAACGCCCUUUGACUCCAUCUACUUUGGCCUGUGUGGCUUCAACAGCGCCCUCGCCUGCAUCGCGAUAGGGGGCAUGUUCUACGUCAUCACCUGGCAGACGCACCUCCUCGCCAUCGCCUGCGCACUGUUUGCCGCCUACCUGGGUGCUGCCCUGGCUAACAUGUUAUCUGUGUUUGGAUUACCACCCUGCACCUGGCCCUUCUGCCUCUCAGCGCUCACCUUUCUGCUCCUGACGACCAACGACCCCGCCAUCUACAAGCUUCCACUCAGCAAAGUCACCUACCCAGAGGCCAACCGCAUCUAUUACCUGUCCCAGGAGAAAAAUAGAAGACCAUCAACCAUAACAAAGUACCAGGCCUACGAUGUCUCCUAA
Messenger RNA from Pteropus alecto (black flying fox), 2763 nucleotides. It is a transcript of the gene SLC14A2, whose product is annotated as solute carrier family 14 member 2. Gene Ontology annotation, cellular component: membrane. Gene Ontology annotation, molecular function: urea transmembrane transporter activity. The transcript has 19 exons. The record is from RefSeq and is a predicted model, not a curated record. Gene Ontology annotation, biological process: urea transmembrane transport. Lineage: Eukaryota; Metazoa; Chordata; Mammalia; Chiroptera; Pteropodidae. The coding region runs from base 1 to 2763 and encodes 920 amino acids.